AUGAGCUCGACCCCUGCGGCCGUCGCCGUCGCGGCCUCGGAUCCGGGGCCAGACACCGAGCCGAAGCAGGAGAAGGCCGCGGGGCCCGAUGUGACCAUGGCGGAGGCCUCGGAGGCGCCUGCUGUCGCCGAGGUGAAGGAUGAAGAGGCCGUGGUGCUGAUGGUGGACGACGAUGCUCCGGAAGAACCAGUCACGGAGGCCGUGGCCGAUCCGCUCUAUGCCACGGAGUCAGCCGGCAUGGUCGUCGCAGACGAACCCAUGGAAGGUGCGCAGCCGGGGCUCGACGGCGCCGACCAGCUAGAACCAGCAGCCGGGGUUUUGGCGGGCGAGGCGGAGGCGAAGCCGGGUCCGGCAGGGGAUCUUGCUGAGUCCAGCGAGCCCGGGGAGAACCACGCCGGCGCGGCCCACGCGGCGGGGAGCGACAACGGCGGCGAGCUCGACAACGGCGUCGCGCAUUUCGAGGAGAACGGGCCGUCGCUCCAGUGCGCCAGGUACCCCCUCCCGCCGCUCGACAAGGAAGGUUUCCGGGUCUCGGACCUGGUGUGGGGCAAGGUGAAGAGCCACCCGUGGUGGCCCGGCGAGAUCUUUGACCCCGCGAACGCGUCCGAGCUGGCGCUCAAGCACCAGCGGAAGGGCGGCCGGCUGGUCGCGUACUUCGGGGACAACAGCUUCGCGUGGUGCGACGAGUCCCAGCUCAAGCCCUUUGUGGCCAACUACUCGCAGAUGGAGAAGCAGAGCAGCCAGGACUCCUUUGUUGGCUCUGUCAAUUACGCGCUCGAGGAGCUCUCGAGGCGGAUACUGUCGGGCAUGAGCUGCUCUUGCUUGCCGGAGGAGCUCUCGGACAAUGGGAUGUCGUAUAUGGUUGAGAAUGCCGGGCUCAAGGAUGGGGUUACUUGCUCGGCGGUUAACCGGUCUGAGAUCUUGACGUGUUUUAGCCCGGAGAACCUGCUUCAGUAUAUUAGGUCGCUGGCUCUGCUCCCUGGCCAAGGCGGUGAUCUGCUGGAGCUGGUGAUAGCUUGUUCUCAACUUACGUCUCUCUAUCGGUCCAAGGGAUGCCCUGAGCUUGCGUCGUUCCAGACUGGCAGUGCAUGGGUUGAGGAUGGUGUGGAUACUUCUCCCGCCAAUAAUGUAGUUAUUGAGGAAGUUGUUGUUGCUGAAGAGCCUCCUCCUCCUCCUGUCGAGGUCAAGCCCAAAAGAGGAAGGGGGAGACCUCGUAAACAUAGGCCCGAGGAUAACCUGGGGUUGACAGGGAAAAAGGGCAACUCCAGUGUCUCCAAUAAUAAUGCUUCUUAUAGCACUCCGCAGAGCGUCAAGGACUUCAAUGAUCUUGAUGCGAACAAGAAGAAAAGGAGUCUUGACUCGCUUGAAGAUUCAGAUGCAAAAUCACCAACUUCAGCUUUUGGUGCUUCUUUCAAGAUUGGGGAGUGCAUUCGGCGAGCUGCAAACCAGCUGACAGGAACAUCGUCCGCUGUGAAGUCCCAGAAUGAACCAGAUAAUGCCGCUGAAGCAGAGAAUGCAGGAUUUGAUGUCUCCAGUGAUGAUGCCGUGAAUGAACUUACUGUGGAAAAGUGUGCAAAGAGGAGACGCAUGCUUAGGCAUCUAAUUGCAGACCCCAAGGAGUUAUUCUCUCAGCUCAGUUCAGUUGCCGUAGAGCCAAUGGACAAAUAUAAUUCCUCCACAAUGAUAAUUAGUUACUUCAGUGAUUACAGGAAUUAUGUUGUCUCUGCUACUACUGAAGCAAACGUUAUUGAAAAAACUGCAUCAAAGAGGGGUAGAAAGAAGAGGGUUUUACCUUCUCCUGAGCUAGAGACUACUGAUCAUAUGCAGGACUCCUACUGGUCUGGUUUGAGUUUGCAUAAUCACCCGAUUCAUAGUCUGAAAAGAGCUGUUAUCAACACGAGGCCAAGGCGCAAGCGCAAGUCAGUAUAUGACUUGUCAUCGGUACAGCAUGAAGAGGUGGCUCCUAAGAAACAGAUACAAGUGAUAGAAAGAUCAAUUAUCCAUGUCGACGAAAAGAUAGUCGACGAGUGGAAGCCCACCGCACUUGUUUUAAGCUUUGGCAGGUCUACUGCUCUUCCGUCAGAAACUGAUCUGGUGAAGAAAUUUGGUCGCUAUGGGCCACUGAAAGAAUCCGAAACUGAGGUGCAAACGAACACAAAUACUGUUAAAAUUGUCUUCAAGAAGCGUGCUGAUGCUGAAAGAGCUUUUAGCGAUGCUGGAAAGUAUGGCACUUUUGGUCCUUCACUUCGUAGCUACCGCCUUGUGAAUAUGCCGUUUUCUCUAGGAGUGUCAGAACCAAGUAAGCCUGAGGCGCGACCUGGGGAUCAUGGCCCAGAGGUUUCUGGUAAGUCUGAAGUUUCGCGGGAUACUGUGGAAGUUAACCAAGUCGACAAAAGCGAGAAAUCUGAAGCUGUAAAAGCGCCAUCAGGUGAACACGUGGAGACCGUCAACAAAACAUGCCAAUCUGAACCUGUAAAAGAAUCAUCUAGUGAACAAGUUGUCCAGCAAGCUUGCCAACCUGAAGCUGACAUGGUUAAGAAAACAGGACAAAUUGAUGCCGAGCUAACUGGGCCAUCUGACCAAACUACAACAGCUAAACAUAAUGGGCAAGCUGAAACAGUUGCCAGGGAAUCAUCUGAACAAGUUAGCACAAUGGAGCAACCUUCACUUGAAAAACAAUCAGAGAUUGCCCUGUCUGGAGCUGCAACUGUGGCAGUUCAGGUAGCUGGUGCGAUCGAGCCAGACAAGGUAACAGAGGCUGAUGCUGAGAAUGAAGUUCCCGAGGAGACUAGCGCACCUAUGGAAUUGCAAGCUCAGAGUUCUGCUGAAAAACCAGUGGAACAAGAUGCAGCUGAGCAAACAUCGGAAAUUCAAGCUCCAAAAGAAGCAUCUGCCCUGUCUGGAGCUGCAACUGGGGCAGUUCAGGUAGCUGGUGCGAUCGAGCCAGACGAGGUAACAGAGGCUGAUGCUGAGAAUGAAGUUCCCGAGGAGACUAGCGCACCUAUGGAAUUGCAGGCUCAGAGUUCUGCUGAAAAACCAGGUGAACAAGAUGCAGCUGAGCAAACAUUCGAAAUUCAAGCUCCAAAAGAAGCAUCAGUUGAAAUUCCUUGUGACUUGAAGUUGGAAAGUAAAUCUUUAACUGAAGAAUCUGUAGGUCAAGCUGCAACUGAGCAAGUCAAAGCUCCAUCAGAUGCUGUACCCCCUGACAGUUCAGAUGUUCAAGGAUCUGAACUGCAACCAGAAACUGUGCAGUUCCAGGCUGUAGGAGGAACAUCAAGAAAACAAGAGGAUACAACAGCAGAAGCUGACACUGUUCAAGAUGUAACUGAAGCAUCAGUCCUAGAAGCUGGGCUGAGUAAGCAAACCGUGGAACCCAAAACUGCUGAAGUCGCAGCCGAACAAGUCAGCUGUCCUGAGCAAACUGUUCAAGUGGAAGAUAUAAUUGACACAUCAGAUGGACAUGCCGAUGUUGGCAAACAAACUGCACAAGAGGUGACUAUGGCUGAAGCCAUUGUUGAGGGAUCUGUGGAGUCAAAAAUUGAAGCGCCAGUUGGGGAAACUGUAGAAGAUAAAGCUACUGCCAGAACACUUGAGGAAGCUGAAGAAGGUACAACUACAGCUGAAGCACCAGUUGAUGAAAUGGAAAGCACAGAUGCAACUGAAGCACUGGAUGAGAGAAUUACAGAAGCCGGGAACACCAUCCAUUAUGCCACGGUUGAAGCACCCGAUAAGGAAGCCACCACAGCCGAGAAGACUGUAGAUGAUGGCAUGUUUGAUGCACCAGAGGAAAAAGCUACAACAGUCGAGAAAACUAUAGAGGCUGUCGCAGUUGAAGCACCACAUGAGAAAGCUACAGCAGCCGAGAGAAUCGUAGAGGGUGUUGCGGUUGAAGCACCAGAUGAGAAAGCUACGACAGCCGAGAAACCCAUAGAGGAUGCCGCAGUUGAGGAACCAGAUGAGAAAGUUACAGCAGCCGAGAAAACAUCAGAGGAUGCCACCGUUGAAACGCCAGAUGAGAAAGUUACAGCAGCCGAGAAAACCUCAGAGGAUGCCACCGUUGAAAUGCCAGAUGAGAAAGGUGCGAUAUCAAAGCAAACUGCAGAGGAUGCCAUGGUUGAGGCAGCUGAUGCUCAAGUGGGGGGUGUAACUGAACAAACCAGCUAGCUUACGCCGAACUGUUGUUUCUGUUGAUACUGAGGUAAUGUGCUCAACCGGUUCUCCCAUCUGGAUGUUGUGUUCUGUAUAGGAAGACAGGAGUCUGACCCUAGCAUUCGCGAUGCCAUUAGGUUAGCUAGGGCAUUAGCAUAUUUGGCCCCUUUUUUAUAGACAUCCAUCUAGUUGCUUUGGAAGCACACGUAUUGGUGUUGUAAUCAUAAACAGAGUUCUUGUGAAACUUUAGUGCAGCUUCCAUUGGGUUUUAGCAUCCAGAAUCAGGUAGGCAAAGCCAUGUUCUUUCCUACAUUUUUAGUGUCAGACCUAUUUGGUCAAUAUGCUGGGAUGUCAUUAUUUUUGUAUUAAUUAUCAUAUUUGUAAACUGGCUGUGUUCGGGAGCUCGUUUCUCCCUUUUC
Molecule: messenger RNA, 4568 nt
Organism: Lolium rigidum
Lineage: Eukaryota; Viridiplantae; Streptophyta; Magnoliopsida; Poales; Poaceae
Product: PWWP domain-containing protein 3-like
Exons: 3
Coding region: 1-4164 (1387 amino acids)
Source: RefSeq, a predicted model, not a curated record